ACACAUAGUAAGAGCUUAAAUACCACAAUUAUUAUUAUUUUUUUCCAUUAAGGCACACUGCGCCUUCAUUAUCUUAAAGGGAGGGAAACUGAGUCUUGGCUCCACAACAUCACUGGGCAGGAAGUCAAUCCAAGAGUUAGUCACUGCUCUAUUACCAGAUUAGCUUUCAGAUCAUUUGCAAAAGUAAUGAAGUUUGUGAAAAUGUGAGGACUCCCAAAUUAUAUUUUUGGCCCUUUUCAGUUGCAAAUGUCAUUCCCUAUACUAGAUGUCACCCCUUCCUUCUCCUCUCCACAGCAUUAAGUUGAAAAAAUGUCCUCCCUCCCACUCUCCUCGGUCACUGAGUGACACCUGGUGACCCCAGAGAAGAGGUCUCCGCUCUCCAGGAUUUCUGAAAAAGAUGCAGCUUUACCUUUCAAAGAAACCACUGCCGUCUCCGACAGACAGGAAGAAAUUUGAUCAUGACUUUGUCGUGUCCACCUCAUUCCACGGGAUCCACAACAUUGUCCGAACCAAAAGCAAAGUUCGGAGGGUGAUUUGGCUGUCCGUGGUGCUGGGCUCGGUCAUUUUCGUCUCCUGGCAGAUCUACAGAAGCAUCAUCAACUAUUUGAACUGGCCCACCACCACAUCCAUAGAGGUUCAGUUUGUGGAAAAUAUCGAGUUCCCUGCUGUGACAUUCUGUAACUUGAACAGGUUCCAAACCCCUGCAGUUGCCAACCUCAGUAUCAUCUUUUUCAUAUGGAAUGUGGUAUCCAAAGUUCUUCGUCUUUUUGAAGUUGACCAAAACGCUACAUUUUCUAAAGAGAUUGACAAUUUCCUUAAGGGUAAUCAAGAUUUCAGCAUCAAAGAGUUCAUCAAAAGUAAAGGAUUUUAUCUCAACAAGAGCACUUUGCUAGAAUGUGACUUUUUUGGCAGGCCCUGUUCCCCUGAGGAUUUUGAACAUGUCUUCACGGAAUUUGGAAAUUGUUUUACUUUUAAUCAUGACAACAAUGUAACAGCAAGGAGAAAAGUGAGCGUCUCUGGAAGAGGCUUAAGUUUGCUUUUUGAUGUCAAUCAGGCAGAAUUCACCGAUGACCCAGCUUUUGGUUUUGUCGAUGCCGGAAUAACCUUUGUCAUCCAUUCGACUAAGGAACCACCACAGUUUGAUGGUUUAGGUUUGUCGACUCCUGUCGGAAUGCACGGCCGGGUAACUAUCCGUCAGCUGAAGACAAUUAUCCAGGAAUAUCCUUGGGGAGAGUGCAAUCCCAGCAUGGAGCUUCAGAAUUACCGGACUUACAGCACCUACGGUUGCCUACAGGAGUGCAAAGCUUGGAGGAUAAAAGAGGAGUGUGGUUGUUUGCCAUUUCUCCUUCCAGGAAAUGGGUUAGAGUGUGAUCUACACAAAUUUCACAGCUGUGUUUCCCCUGUACUUGAUAAUAUUGAAUUCAUGGGACUAUGUACAAUGGGAACUCACAAUUCCAGUUGUCCUGUUCCAUGUGAAGAAAUAGAUUACCCAGCUUCCAUCUCCUACUCUACUUUUCCAAGUCAAAAUGCUUUGAAAUAUCUUUCCAAGAAGUUGAACAAAACUCAAGAAUACAUCAGGCAGAAUCUUGUACAUAUUGAAAUAAAGUAUAAUGAUCUAAACUACAAGAUGACCCAACAGCAGAAGGCAAUGAGCCUGUCUGAGUUGCUUGCCGACAUCGGGGGUCAGCUUGGCCUCUUCUGUGGAGCCAGCAUGAUCACAGUCAUAGAGAUCCUCGAAUAUCUACUCACCAAUUUCUACUGGAUCUGCAUCUUGUUUCUGAUGAAGAUCCCAGACAUGGCCCAGCGGCCCCGCCCUGCUCAGAAUCAGCUGGGAAACAAGAAGGGGAUCCAGGAAUGUUAAUGGUCAUCUAAGGAUCUUAACUCCGGCUGUACAGUGCCUUGGUGUUUUAGAGGUGAUUCUUACACCCUUCUCUCAUUUGGUGGGGCAACCAUUUUCAUGUACUCGAAGGCAUUUCGUCCAAUACGGUUCUAUAAAAUAAAAAUGGAGAAAAGCCACUGGUGCUUAACUACACAGUGGACGAGUAUCUCUUUUGGAUGAUCGAA
This is a messenger RNA of Ornithorhynchus anatinus (platypus), 2064 nucleotides long. RefSeq names its product acid sensing ion channel subunit family member 5 (gene ASIC5). Lineage: Eukaryota; Metazoa; Chordata; Mammalia; Monotremata; Ornithorhynchidae. Gene Ontology annotation, molecular function: cysteine-type peptidase activity; ligand-gated sodium channel activity. The record is from RefSeq and is a predicted model, not a curated record. Bases 398 to 1861 code for a protein of 487 amino acids. Gene Ontology annotation, biological process: proteolysis; sodium ion transmembrane transport. The transcript is spliced from 10 exons. Gene Ontology annotation, cellular component: membrane.